UUCUGAUGGAGUACGGCGCCUCUCCCACCUCCUUCAACGCUGCCAAGGACACGCCCCUGCACCUGGCAGCAGAGAGGGGGCGUGUGCACUCUGUAGCCGCGCUGCUGGCCAAGGGCGCCCCAACAGAUGCUAAGAACAGGGAGAGUGGAAGGAACCGGAGAGAGAGAGAGAGAGAGAGAGAAAGAGAGAAAGAGAGAAAGAGAGAGAGAUACCCCCACGGGCUUGGCAUCACUGCGGGCCCAGCUGACAGCCUUGCAUCGCUCUCCUUUAUCUUCCCCGCUUCAAUUUAAGCCCAGCGAGGAGAGAGGAAGGAUGCUGGCCCUCACACCUUAUUGAUUAACAAAGUGAUGCAAAAAAAAAACAAAAAAACAAAAGUCCCACACAACACAUUCUGAAUCUCACUGUAACACACACACACACACACACACACACAACACACACACACACACACACACACACACACACACACAGCUCAGGUAGAGAGAGACCAAUAGUACAAUUAAGUUAGGAAAUUGUUAGUGUAAAUGUGAAUGUUUUUGUGGCACCCUGUAACUUGAACUGAAUAGGGUUACAAGAAGAAGAAGAAGAAGAAAAAAAAAUAUAAGUAUUAUUAUUAUUAUUAGUAGUAGUAGUAGUAGUAGUAGUAAUAUUAGUGGUAAUAAUAUAGAACAAAAAAAAAUACAAGAAUUAAAAGUAGAAAUAGUAAAAAGUAGUAGUAGUAGUAGUAGUAGUAGAAGAGUGUUUUUGGGUAUUCAAUAAAAAUCUAAGUAAAAAUUUAAAUACCACAUAUACCAAACAACAACAACAACAACAACAACAACAACAACAACAACAACAAAUAAAAAAAAAAAUAACAAAACCCACAUUUUUUCUCAACUACAGAUUAAUAAUAAUAAAAAAAGGAUUUCCUUCAUAAAACUCACAAAAAAAACAACACAUUAAAGGCACAAGCAGCAAGUUAAAUUUACCCUCACAUUAAGAUAGUGUCUGUAUCUUUAUAAGGGGAAGGUUAGCAAGAUAGGAAGCUUUCGAGUGCGUUAAGUGAGUGAGUGUUCUGUAAAUAUUGAUCGUAACUAAUAUUACCAUGUUUACUUGCUAUUAGGCUGUAGUUGAAGUGACACACGGGUUUUCAAGGGUGUUUUUACGGUUCUAGAGACAGAUUAACAAGAUUUCUACAUUACUAACAGGGGGAAACACUCUUGAGAACCUCCACUACUUUCCAAAGGCUCUAGUUGAAGUGACACACAGGUUUUCAAGGGUGUUUUUACGGUUCUAGAGACAGAUUAACAACAUUUCUACAUUACUAACAGGGGAAACACUCUUGAGAACCUCCACUACUUUCCAAAGGCUGUAGUUGAAGUGACACGCGGAUUUUCAAGGGAGUUUUUACGGUUCCAGUGACAGAUUAACAAGAUUUCUACAUUACUAACAGGGGAAACACUCUUGAGAACCUCCACUACUUUCCAAAGGCUGUAGUUGAAGUGACACACGGGUUUUCAAGGGUGUUUUUACGGUUCCAGUGACAGAUUAACAAGAUUUCUACAUUACUAACAGGGGGAAACACUCUUGAGAACCUCCACUACUUUCCAAAGGCUGUAGUUGAAGUGACACACGGGUUUUCAAGGGUGUUUUUACGGUUCCAGUGACAGAUUAACAAGAUUUCUACAUUACUAACAGGAGAAAUGCUUUUUAAAAGGCUCUAAUUGAAGUGACCUGGGUUUUAAAGGGUGUUCCUGUGACAGAUUAACAAGACUUCUACAUUAUUAACGGGAGAAACACUCUUUAAAAGGCUGUAGUUGAAGUGACACAGGUUUUCAAGGGUGUUUUUAAGGUUCCAGUGACAGAUUUACAACAUUUCUACAUUACUAACAGGAGAAACACUCUUUAAAAGGCUGUAGUUGAAGUGACACAGGUUUUCAAGGGUGUUUUUAAGGUUCCAGUGACAGAUUAACAACAUUUCUACAUUACUAACAGGAGAAACACUCUUUAAAAGGCUCUAGUUGAAGUGACGCGGGUUUUCAAGGGUGUUUUUAAGGUUCCAGUGACAGAUUAACAAUAUUUCUACAUUACUAACAGGAGAAACACUAUUUAAAAGGCUCUAGUUGAAGUGACGUGGGUUUUCAAGGGUGUUUUUAAGGUUCCAGUGACAGAUUAACAACAUUUCUACAUUACUAACAGGAGAAACACUCUUUAAAAGGCUGUAGUUGAAGUGACACAGGUUUUCAAGGGUGUUUUUAAGGUUCCAGUGACAGAUUAACAACAUUUCUACAUUACUAACAGGAGAAACACUCUUUAAAAGGCUCUAGUUGAAGUGACGCGGGUUUUCAAGGGUGUUUUUAAGGUUCCAGUGACAGAUUAACAACAUUUCUACAUUACUAACAGGAGAAACACUCUUUAAAAGGCUCUAGUUGAAGUGACGCGGGUUUUCAAGGGUGUUUUUAAGGUUCCAGUGACAGAUUAACAACAUUUCUACAUUACUAACAGGAGAAACACUCUUUAAAAGGCUGUAGUUGAAGUGACACAGGUUUUCAAGGGUGUUUUUAAGGUUCCAGUGACAGAUUAACAACAUUUCUACAUUACUAACAGGAGAAACACUCUUGAAAAGGCUCUAGUUGAAGUGACACGGGUUUUCAAGGGUGUUUUUAUGGUUCCUGUGACAGAUUAACAACAUUUCUACAUUACUAACAGGAGAAACACUCUUUAAAAGGCUCUAGUUGAAGUGAUGCGGGUUUUCAAGGGUGUUUUUAAGGUUCCAGUGACAGAUUAACAACAUUUCUACAUUACUAACAGGAGAAACACUAUUUAAAACCUGGCUAGUCAUCUCUGUGGCCUUGAAGAGAGAGAGAGAGAGAGAGAGAGAGAGAGAGAGAGAGAGAGAGAGAGUGUUUCAGCAAAGAUAACAAUAGAUAAAAAAAUAAAUAAAUAAAUCACAAUAACUUUUUACCACUGAUAAGUAAAGAUCAGUUGCUUUUGAUAGGAGAAAGACAACUCCUUAAAUAAACAAGUAAAGUGUGCGGUUUUCUUUCAUAAGUGUGUGUGUGUGUGUGUGUGUGUGUGUGUGUGUGUGUGUGUGUGUGUGUGUGUGUGUGUGUGUGUGUGUGUGUGUGUGUUCUCUCAAAGCACUUAACACACUUUUGAAGAAGGAAGAAUAGGGAAAUAAUUUUUUUUUUUAAGUAUUUAAGUGAAGUUUGAUUUUAUAAGUGUGUUAGUUUGAAAAGUAAGUGUUUUUUUUUAAGUAUAUAAGUGAAGUGUGGCUUUAUAAGUGUGUCUAAGCUCCCUAAGACACUUAACACACUUAGAACAAAGAAAUAGAAAAGAUAAUUGUUUUAAGUAAAGUUUGGUUUUAUAAAUGAGAUUCAAAUUAAGUGUGUUUUUUUUUAAUAUAUAAGUGAACUAUGGGUUUUAUAAGUGUCUCAGCUUAAAUAAGUGUGUUUUUUUAAGUAUAUAAGUGUGGAUUUAUAUAUUAGUUUUGAAAUAAGUGAAGUUUCCAUUCUAUAAGUACAUUAGCCUCAAAAUAAGUGGUUUUUUUUUAAGUAUAUAAGUGGUGUGGGUUUUAUAAGUGUGUUCUAAUUUUAUAAAGGCACUUAAUACAGAGUUUGGAUAGACAUACAGACAUACAGACAAGUACAGAGUGUUGCAGAAGUGGUGUGUUUGUAAUCCUUUCUGUAUUUAUGUAUUAAUUUCACGGUUUUGCAAAGAUGUAUAUGUAGCAUUCAGAAUAUAAGACAGACAGACAGACAGAUAGAUAGAUAGAUAGAUAGAUUAAUAAAAACAGACACACACACACACAAAAUAAACAAAUAAACACCAUAAAAACAAAAAAAUAAUAAGCAAAACAAACACAAAAUAACAAACACACACAAACACACAAACAAACGAAAAGAACCAACAAACAAAACCAGCAAAAAAGAAACCAACAAAACAACAAAAAAAAACCCAACAAACAAACAAACAAACACGAAAAUGAACCAAGAUGACCAAGACCCAAUUUUGCCCCCCCAUGACCCCGCCACCCCCGCCGCGGACCCCACAGGCGAGGGGGGGCGUGGUGGGGGGACGCGGGGAUGCUGUGGUCGGGUGUGUGAGGGGGUACGGGCGGUCACCAUUGAACCAGUGCUGUUUUUAUAUGUAUUGGCUGCAGUGAUGAUGGGCACUAUUUCAACAAAUCUGCUGCUGGAUAAGAUAUGCCGAGAGAUGGCGUACCCAGAGGAGGUGUGCUUGAACCUCACCUCUUACACCACAACAGAGGCGGAGGUGCAGCAGAGGGUGACAGUGACCUUAAUGUACUAUAACUUGAUCACCAGCCUUCCAUCGGUUUUGUUUGCGCUCUUUCUUGGCUCUUGGAGUGACCGACAUGGGAGGAAAGUGCCGAUCGUCUUACCACUCUUCGGAAACUUAAUGUCAUCUUUAGUCUAUGUGGUGAACGCAUACCUGACCACACUGCCGUCAUCCUACCUCCUGUUCGCCGGCCUCCCCAUCGCUCUCACGGGGGGCAUGUCAACCCUCCUGAUGGCCUGCUUCUCCUAUGUGUCAGAUAUCACUCGUGUCAGAUCGCGCACCACCCGAAUUGCCUUAUUAGACCUUGGAUUCAGCCUCGGCAGUCCUAUAGGCAUAUUAUUAAGUAGUAUAGUUUAUUAUUACAUAGGUUAUUUAGGCAUAUACACAUCAGGGACCUGUAUUUUCAUUAUUGCGUUGCUUUACGUUAUUACCUGCGUCAAAGAUACCAAGGGCCCCAGUGCGAACCCCGCGGGACUCCAACAGACUUCCGGGGUGGCCAUGGGGAGGAUGUGCGCGGACCUCUUUGACACGGAUAAUGUGAGGAGGUCUUUCGCCACGGCUUUCAAACGCAGGCCUCACAAGGGACGCGCCAAAGUCCUCCUGCUUAUUGCCGCGAUGUGCCUCAUGGUCAUGGAAUUUGGAGGGAUUGGCAUGGAUUACCUGUACACCAAGAGAAUGUUUGGCUGGACUUAUAACCAAUACGUGGAACUCAGUGUGACUCGGCUCCUUAUCCAAUUGGUCGUGACAUCAAUAGUGCUACCAGUGCUGAGCUACAGACUGCAGGUAUCAGACACGGUGCUGGUGCUGGUGGGCUGUGUGUCCAAGAUAAUGGGGAUGUUUGUAAUGGGUAUUGCCACAGACCCCUGGUUCCUCUAUCUGAGUGCAAUCAUUUCAAGCAUUGGUGUUCUUCCUCUCGUCAUCACACGCUCCCUGAUCAGCAAGACGGUGCCUGGGGAGGAACUGGGGAGGAUAUUCUCAGUCCUAGCAUCCUUCGAAGCCGUCAUACCUCUUGGUUCGGGCCCCCUCUAUACUGCGGUGUACAAUGGGACCAUCCGAACCUUCCCUGGGGCUGUUUACUUUUUGUCAGCAGCCUUGUAUGUGGUUGUUGAAUGUAUAUUUGUGUGGGUAUUCGUCAACAGAAACGCCUCCCCUACCUCCUCCUCCUCCUCCGAGCCCCCAGUGCCGCCAACCUCACACAUACAUGCUGACGAGGUUCCAAACAUUGACACGUAAAUAUAGCACGGCGUUGAAUAUGUUGCUAAUUAUGUAUACGUUCAAUGGCGUAUGUAUAUUGAGGGCUGAAUAUACAAGGGUGACUAAGAGGGGGUCUGGUGGGGGUCUUCAAGUGGCACAGGGGACGCAACAAGGGUGACUAAGAGGGGGUCUGGUGGGGGUCUUCAAGUGGCACAGGGGACACAGCAAGGGGGACUAAGAGAAGGUCUGGUGGGGGUCUUCAAGUGGCACAGGGGACACAAUAAGGGGGACUAAGAGGGGGUCUGGUGGGGGUCUUCAAGUGGCACAGGGGACGCAACAAGGGUGACUAAGAGGGGGUCUGGUGGGGGUCUUCAAGUGGCACAGGGGACACAACAAGGGUGACUAAGAGGGGGUCUGGUGGGGGUCUUCAAGUGGCACAGGGGACACAACAAGGGGGACUAAGAGAGGGUCUGGUGGGGGUCUUCAAGUGGUACAGGGGACACAACAAGGGUGACUAAGAGGGGGUCUGGUGGGGACACAACAAGGGUGCCCUACACAAGGUCCUCAGGGUGAGUAAUCAGGGCAGGACAGGAAGUGAAGGUUGAAGCUUGGUAAGGAAAGAGACAGGAGGGCACUGGUGGUGAGACAGUGACUGGAAUGUGACUGGCAUGAACUCAGUAGUCAGGCUGUUAGUGCCGAAUCACCAGGGACCUUUGAAACAACACUGCGCAGGUGUGGACAGGGAGGACAGGUGCAAACAGACAGAUGUACCACUACUACUACUACUACUACUACUACUACUACUACUACUACAACUAAACAGACCGGCAUAUUUAAUACAGGGAUUGCCACGUGUAGGUCUGAUGGCUUCCUGCACCAACCCUUGUGUUCUCUUUAUAUCACAAAGUUUUAUAAGACUUUCUGUUUAUUUAAUGGCACAAAGGGAUCUGUCAGUACUUGUAUAAAUAAAGAAAAAAGGUGUUAUUUAUUUAUCUUGUCACAAAAGUUGGUUUAAUUGUAGUUUUCUUUUUUUAUUUAUAUCAACGUAAUAUCAAUUUUUCAUUAUAUAUAUAUAAAAAAAUGUGUAUUGUUUUUAUAUAUCUUGUCACAAAGUUGUAAUAUUUUCAUUUAUGUGGACUAAGUUAAAUUCUCAUUAUACAGUAUUUAUUUAUUUAUUUAUUUAUUUAUUUAUUUAUUUAUUUAUUUAUUUACUUACUUACUUAUUUUUGCCAGAUUAGUCAGUUUGUUUUAUUCAUUCAUUUCCGAGCAAGACAAGACGGAAGCUGCAGUGCGCAUCACAAAAAAAAAAAAAAAACUUUAUUUACACAACAUUGCUCACUUCAUUAUAAUUAUUUUACUCUUAAAACGUAAUUAUUCAGUAUUUUACAAGACUGUGUGUGUGUGUGUGUGUGUGUGUGUGUGUGUGUGAUGGCCAACUUGGUAUAAGGACAGACAGACAGAUGAAUAUUUAAUCAAAAGAUAUUAUUUAUACGUAUAUCGUGAUGAAUUAGCUUGAUAUUGUGUUUAAGUCAAGGUGGCAUUACAGAAGGAACAAAUAGUUUUAAGUUUUCCUUUAAUCUAAUUAGAAGAAAAGAAAAAAAAUAUGUAUUGAAGUUGUUUUAAUUCAAAGCAGUAAGUUUGAGUUGACUGGAAGGCUUCCUAAAAAUGUGUUUGUAGUUAGUGGAGAAAUUAUUGUACUUUUAAGGAAAUUAUUUAAACUACCUAAAAAUUCAGUAUAUAAUGAGAUUUAAGGGAAUAUUGUGUGUUUUUGUGUAGCUUUAAGUUUGCUGGUUCCUUCACACUUUGCCUUGGGGGGGAAAGGAAGAGUCUUUAGCAAAAUGUGUUCACGUCAGUCUAGGAAAUUGCUUUUAUUUUUAUCAUUUUUUGUUUAUUUUGCGUUACUUUUGAUUUAUUUAUUUUGAUUUAUUUAUUUUUUCUCAGGAAAGAUGUGCUUUUUCUUUUUAUAUUUCUUUAUGUGAAUUUUAAGUGCAAUUUUUUUUAAGCAGUACUUUUCAAUUAGGAAAGGUAAUUUUUAUUUAUUUUUAUUAUUAUUAUUUUUUUUUAGCUUGACUUCAAUUAGGAAAAGGUGUUUUUCUUUUAAUUUCUUUUUUUUUUAGAUUUUUCAAUUAGGAAACGUUUUUUUUAUUUAUUUUUUUCCUAUCGCUACUUUUCAAUUCGGAAAAGUGCGGCGCAAAAAUACCUCAAAUUAAUAAUAUCAGGUACGUCACUCCCUUCCACAUUCCAACUAUUAAAAGAAAAAGGUAUUUAAUAUUAUUUGUGAGAGAGAGAGAGAGAGACUGUAUUAUCUAUUUUAUUGUAUGUACAUUGCGUAGCCUCUCCUUGCCGCUGUAUAAUACCCAUUGGAAAGGCUGCAAUACAUAUGCCAAAAUAAAGGUGAUGAUUGUUA
This is a messenger RNA of Scylla paramamosain (green mud crab), 7879 nucleotides long. RefSeq names its product proton-coupled folate transporter-like. Gene Ontology annotation, cellular component: membrane. The transcript has 9 exons. Gene Ontology annotation, molecular function: transmembrane transporter activity. Gene Ontology annotation, biological process: transmembrane transport. The record is from RefSeq and is a predicted model, not a curated record. Lineage: Eukaryota; Metazoa; Arthropoda; Malacostraca; Decapoda; Portunidae. The coding region runs from base 3964 to 5511 and encodes 515 amino acids.